This is a messenger RNA of Salarias fasciatus (jewelled blenny), 3740 nucleotides long. Its product is annotated as KIAA2013 ortholog. The transcript is spliced from 2 exons. The record is from RefSeq and is a predicted model, not a curated record. Lineage: Eukaryota; Metazoa; Chordata; Actinopteri; Blenniiformes; Blenniidae. The coding region runs from base 584 to 2401 and encodes 605 amino acids.
GUUUUGCGACAUUUCCGUGCUGCUUUACGACAGUUGUGACAAACCAGAAGUGCCCAGACGUAGCAGAAAUCCUCCACAAACUGUCAAAAUUCUGCUCAUUUAAAGCAAACAUCGAGCGGAAUGAAAGGAGACAGGACAGCCUGAGGACUGAAAGACACACCCGAGGAAGAUAAGUGCGAUGAAAGAAUUAACGGGGUGUUUUCUCCAGCUGUCGUUGACCGUGUUAGCCACCUAGCUUCACUCAUUAGCCACCAGAGAAGUCAGUGUGUUUGGUACUCCUGGACCUGGAUCCGAACCUGUACCCGAACCUGGAGCACGGAUCUCCAUGUAACAGACAAUCUGCCAGCUCCCCUUGAUGCCCCUGGACCUGGACGCGGACCUGCAGCUGGAGGACAGGUCUCCAUGUGACUUCCUUCCAGCCUGGCUGCUGGUUCCAGACUCGGGCUCUUCGCUCCCUGAGCCGGCAGUGGGAGAAGCCGCUGGACCCGGAGGACAGGACUCCAUGUGACAGGCUUUCGUCUGCACGCUGGGUGCCGUCUCCAGACGCAGACUCUUUGCCGGCCUCCCCCUCUUUGCUCGGACUAUGUGGCUCCAGCAGCGCCUGAAGGGACUGCCAGGCUUGCUGUCCAGCAGCUGGGCCAGGAGGAUGCUCAUCGGACUGCUGCUCUUCCUCAUCUUCUACUGGUACAUGGGAGCGGAGCAGCGAUGGAGGUUCUUCAGCGGCUCGGCAAUGCCCGGCGGGGCGGCCGGACAGUGUCUCCUGGCUGAGAUCCACAGGUGGCGGUCUCUGGUGGACCGUGGAGAGGGGAUAUACAGCACACCUCAGGAACAGCUGGACACGCCGUUCGUAACGGGUAACGGCCACAUUCUGAUCGACGUCGACUCCAACAGACUGUGGGUGGCGUCGUCUUCGCAGCCCGGAUCGGCUCCCGUGCAUCAGACCGAAUUCUCCCCCAGGGUGGGCAUCCAUCUGGAGGGGGAGCGGGCCGAGGUCCAGGCCAGCCUGCUCUGGUUCCGGAAAGGAGCGGUCCUGUCCGUCCGUUGCGCCCUGCCUCCCAGCCUGCAGUCGGUCCGGGACUGUGUCACCAUCAGGGAGGAGUUCAUCGCUCACAGGAGCAGACCCAAUGUCUACCUGCAGCGGGUCAACAUACACAACCCCUCGGACCGGCCUGCCGCCUUGGACGUGUUUUCUGGGAAUCCUUCCUUUGGCAGCAAGUUCUCCACCAGCGUGGAGAAGCUGGAGGACCGAGAGGUCGUGCUGUCCUCCGGCAGGGUGCCGGUGGAGAACAACCGGAUGGUGCUGGUGGUGGUGGUCACCAAGAAGCUCAACGUGAGGAUCCAGGUCUCUGCGAAGUCGGACUACACGGACAACGUCCUGUCGGUGGUGUGGACCUCGGAGCCCAUCGACCCCUCCAAACUGGAGGAGACCUUCAGUGCCCUCAGAGAUGGAGCCAAGAAGGAGCUGGCGGACCUCCUGAGAUCCAGCGUGGACGACCUGGUGAUGGAUCACCAGAAGGCCUGGAUGGACCUGUUCAUCUCAGGUAUCGAGAUGAGGAAGAUCACGGACUCCCACACGCCGUCCAGCCGCACGGUGAACACCACCCUCUACUACAUCCUGUCCUCCUCCACGGCGCCCCUGCUGGACCGGAGGCUGAGCGGCGAGGAGCGCGCCCGCCUGGAGUCCACCCUCAGCUACGCCGACCACUGCUUCAGCGGCCACGCCACCAUGCACGCCGAGAACCUGUGGCCCGAGCGGCUGAGCAGCACGGCCCAGAUCCUGCAGCUGGUCACCCUGUGGACCCUGACGCUGCAGAAGCGGAGCUGCAAGGUGCUGGUGGCGGCCGGCGCGCACGGCGCCAUGCAGGGCAUGGUGCUCAGCUUCGGAGGGCUGCAGUUCACCGAGAACCACCUCCAGUUCCAGGCCGACCCCGACGUGCUGCACAACAGCUACGCCCUGAGGGGCAUCCACUACAACCAGGACACCCUGAGCCUGGCCGUGCUGCUGGACGUGGAGGGGAAGCCCUUCCUGCACGUGUCGGUGAAGCCGCAGGAGACGCCGGUCAAGCUGUACGCCUGCGAGGCCGGCUGCCUCAACGAGCCGGUGGAGCUCACCUCCGAGGUCAAGGGUCACACCUUCCCGGUGAUGGUGACGCAGCCCAUCACGCCGCUGCUCUACAUCUCCACCGACCUGCGCCACCUGCAGGACCUGCGCCACACCCUGCACCUCAAGGCCAUCCUGGCCCACGAGGAGCACAUGGCCAACCGGUACCCGGGCCUGCCCUUCCUCUUCUGGUUCAGCGUGGCGUCGCUCAUCACGCUCUUCCACCUCUUCCUCUUCAAGCUCAUUUACAACGAGUACUGUGGCCCCGGAGCGAAGCCCCUCUUCAGGAGCAAGGUAUAAGUCCAGAAGCACAGCGAGGAGUGAGGCCGGUCCGCUGUGCCCGGCCCCGGCGUGCGCCCCGGGUCCGGGUCUGGGUCCGGGUCUGGGUCCGGUCCAGGUCUGGGUCCGGGUCUGGGUCUGUGUUUGUGUGAGUGUGUGUUCCCAAACCUCCUUCUCUCUGUUGGGUUCUCGGUUCUCGGUUUGGACUUUCGCCUUCUCUGUCAGUGAACUUCUUCUCCUGUGUCGAGUUGUCCUGAGCCUCGAACCGCCGUCCCGCCCAGAGGACAGCGGCGGCGGUCCGGCACGUCCAGUCCACUUCCUCUGAGAGUCUGAGCGGUUAGCGGUGACGGCGCCCGUCUGCUGAGCCGUCUGGGCCGCCGGGCCAGCCUGCCUCUGGUCUCCAGUCAGUCUUCACCUCCACCGUCUGACACCGUGGUCAGCCUGAACAGUCAGACCCCCCGCGGUGAAGACGCCUCGCUGGACGUCCUGGAGACGAUCCUCCUCACACCCGCAGACGGACAGACGGACUCCAACCUUCACUCUGCCACUUCAUUAAAAACACCUGCUGCCUGAAUAUCCCAACCGUGUGUGUGUGUGUGUGUGUGUGUGUGUGUGUGUGUGUGUGUGUGUGUGUGUGUGUGUGUGUGUGUGUGUGUGUGUGUGUGUGUGUGUGUGUGUGUGUGUGUGUGUGUGUGUGUGUGUGUGUGUGUGUGUGUGUGUGUGUGUGUGUGUCUCAUUGCGUUGACUGAUCAGUUUCCAGUUCCUGCAGUGCUGCUGUCAUGUCUUCCUCCGUCAUGUCCUCUUCCUCAUGUCCUCCUCCGUCAUGUCCUCCUCCGUCAUGUCCUCUGUCAUGUCCUCCCUCAUGUCCUCCUUUGUUAUGUCCUCCUCUGUCAUGUCCUCCCUCUUGUCCUCCUCUGUCAUGUCCUCCUCCGUCAUGUCCUCCUCCGUCAUGUCCUCUGUCAUGUCCUCCCUCAUGUCCUCCUCCCUCAUGUCCUCAUUUGUUAUGUCCUCCUCUGUCAUGUCCUCCCUCUUGUCCUCCUCUGUCAUGUCCUCCUCCGUCAUGUCCUCCCUCCUGUCCUCCUCUGUCAUGUCCUCCUCUGUCAUGUCCUCCUCCGUCAUGUCCUCCCUCAUGUCCUCUGUACAGAAAUGUGAAGUGGAGCUGGAGGGUGUCUCUCUGUUCACUGAGAGGAGUACACUGGCUGUAAAAGAGCAGGACAGACAAAGGACUGUGGCCGUGGACAGUGUCCCUCACAGGAGUGUGGACUGUGCUCACCAGAAGAGUUUUCUGCUUUUCCUCUUUCCUCUGCAGUUUGAUGAUGUUUUAUAUUGAAUCACUCGAUUAAAUUAACAAGAAACGGUG